Molecule: messenger RNA, 1075 nt
Organism: Olea europaea var. sylvestris
Lineage: Eukaryota; Viridiplantae; Streptophyta; Magnoliopsida; Lamiales; Oleaceae
Product: cellulose synthase A catalytic subunit 3 [UDP-forming]-like
Exons: 6
Coding region: 258-971 (237 amino acids)
Source: RefSeq, a predicted model, not a curated record
UUUUUUUUUGUUUUAAUUGCUAAAAUGUAGAUUGAAGGCCGACCUGAUCGGGAAUUCACUUGAUUUUCAUUUUACUUAUUUCUGUAUUUAAUUGUUUUUAAUUGGAUAUUUAUGUGAUUAGAGAUAGAUCAUAUCUAUAAUUUGGGGAACUCUAAUUGAAAGAGUUAUCUUUUCAGUGAAGAGGCUUUAGGCAUGUGGAAAUCUGAGUGAAGCUGAUAUCUAUUUGCUUGUAAAUCCAUCGAUCUCAUUUAAGCCAAAUGAUGAUGGAAUCUGAAGCAGAAAUUAAGGGAAAGACCUUGAAGAACAUGGGCAGUCAGGUCUGCCAGAUCUGUGGUGAUAACUUGGGGUCAACUGUUGAUGGUGAGCCAUUUGUUGCUUGUGAUGUCUGUGCAUUUCCAGUUUGCAGGCCUUGCUAUGAAUAUGAGAGGAAGGAUGGAAAUCAGUCCUGCCCUCAGUGCAAAACCAGAUAUAAGAGACACAAAGGAAGUCUUGCUAUAAGUAGUGAUGGAAAGGAUGAUGGUGCCAGUGAUCUUCAUUACUUUGAAACACAAAAUGAGAAGCAAAAUGUUUCGGAGCGUAUGUUGAGCUGGCACAUGAAUUAUGGACGGGGAGAAGAUACUGGGGCACCAAACUAUGACAAAGAGGUCUUCCACAAUCACAUUCCUUUGCUUACAAGCGGAACAGACGUUUCUGGAGAACUGUCUGCUGCGUCACCUGGACGCCUUUCAAUGUCAUCUCCUCCACCUGAGGGUGGUGGUAAAUCUAUGGCUGUGGAUCCAGUGAGGGAAUUUGGAUCCCCAGGAUUGGGCAAUGUUGCCUGGAAAGAGAGAGUUGAUGGCUGGAAGAUGAAGCAGGAAAAAAAUGUUGUUCCAAUGACAACCAGCCACCCCCCUUCGGAAAGGGGAGCUGGAGAUAUUGAUGCCAGCACAGAUAUUCUUGUGGAUGACUCUUUGCUGAAUGAUGAAGCUUGACAGCCCCUUUCAAGGAAGGUUUCUGUGCCAUCAUCCAGGAUAAACCCUUACAGGAUGGUUAUUAUGUUACGGCUUGUUAUUAUCUGCAUUUUCUUACACUACCG